UUACAAUUAAUGCCCUUCCUCCAAAUCAACCCACACAAAACUCACAACUUUACACAUCCAAACACCCCCUAAUAAAAUUCUCCAUCUCCCUCCCAUGGGCAAGAAAAUGAAGCUCCUCCCUUCCCUUUUCAAGAACAGAGAGAUUCUGCAGAGUUCAUGGCAAUGGCCAUCUUGCUCCCAAGCAAAAACCCUUUCUUUCCGGGCACCCUCCGGCAAAAAAACGGCCAUUUUCAAGACUGUAAACUCCGUGUUCUCCGACGGGGCUGAUGAAUCGCCGGAAUCCUGGUUCACCAACACGCCGGAAUCCACCAUGACUGAUCAUUCCGAGGACAGCCACGUGGAAACCAUCAUAGCCGGAGUAAGAUCAUCGGAGAGGCUGUUUUUCGAGCCCGGAGAACAGAUCAUGGCGGAUCAGAUAAAGGAAGAAGAUGGAGAAAGUCCAUUCAAGGAAAGUGUGAUUCUUGCCAUGGAAUCAGACGACCCAUACCGGGAUUUCAAGAAAUCCAUGCAAGAAAUGGUGGAGAGCUAUUCCGGGGUUAAGGAUUGGGAAUGGCUGCAGGAGCUUCUUGGGUGGUAUUUGAAGAUGAAUGGGAAUGGGAAUCAUGGGUUUAUAGUAGGAGCUUUUGUGGAUUUGCUUAUUGAACUUUCUGCUCCCAAAACUUCUGAGGAUUCUCUCAGCACUUCAUAUUCAUCUGCUGUUUCUUCUUUAUCUUCCCCUACUUCUCCUUGGUCUCCUCUAGGUCACAACGAGAUUGUGGAAGAGCAAGGAUGAAGAUAAACUUUCAUUUUUUUCCUUUUUAUGGGUAUAUUAUUUUUGGGAUUCAUUCCGAGGGCUCCCACUUGCUCUAGUCUCGGAGUUUUAGUGGAGGAGAUAAAUUAGGAAAUGUACUUUAGCAGCUUACUAGUUCACCAAAUGCAUGUAUAUUAUUAUUUUAUUAAGUAUAAAGUCCCGAGAGCUUCCAUUUGCU
Ipomoea triloba (trilobed morning glory) is the source of this 968-nucleotide messenger RNA. Its product is annotated as transcription repressor OFP13-like. Gene Ontology annotation, biological process: negative regulation of DNA-templated transcription. The record is from RefSeq and is a predicted model, not a curated record. NCBI's taxonomy places the organism in Eukaryota, Viridiplantae, Streptophyta, Magnoliopsida, Solanales, Convolvulaceae. The transcript has a single exon. The coding region runs from base 95 to 772 and encodes 225 amino acids.